CAGAGAGCAAGCCUUGAAGACCAUGAAUUUAUCCAACAAUGCAUCAAAAUCUGAGCAAAUAGUAAAGAUAGUGAAAACAUCCCUUUACAUGCUAGAUUUCAUCUUCAUUACCACAGUUACUUUGUUAAUAUUAAAGACGGUGCGCCACAACUCGCCAAUGAAGAAAGAAAUUCAGUACUUUUUGCUGUGCCAUCAUCUCCUAUGUUGUUCUGUAUUCUGUUGUUUUGGUGUUGUAUACAACACAAUACGAGCCUUUGAUGCGAAAAGUCCCCAACUUAUUAUGUGGAUAAUCUAUGGAGUACAAAUAGCAACUGGGGAAGGAGUACUAAUAACUUUGACUUUGAUGGCUCUUAACAGAUGUCUUGCUGUAUGUUGGCCUUUAAGAUACUUACAGUUGGUACAUUCAUGGAAACACAAAGUCAUAAUUUGUGUUUGGAUUACAACAAUGCUCAAAUCUACAUGCUUGUUAAUGAUAGAAGGCAUUGACAAGAAUCCAGAAGAUAUAUUCAAAACAGAACCUUCUUCCCUAACUGUUUUGGGUGGUGUUUUUGCAAGAUCAACUGGAAUUAUUUUGAUUUUAUUUCUCAUAAUCAUCAUUAUAAUAAGCUACUGUCUCUUAUGUACUGAAGGAAUAAAAGCUGGUCAUUUCAAUAGCUCAAAUAGCAAAGCCAGAAAAACUGUAAUUAUUCAUGGAUUGCAAAUGAGUUUGCAUCUUCUUCCACCUUUAAUAGUAAUAGCCGUUGAAAGAGGCUCUGACCCUACUAUUUUACAUUUAACAGCCUUUGUUGUUUUCUCAUUUGCACAAUGCCUGAGCCCUGUAGUUUACGGUCUACGAAACAAAGAUCUGCAAAUCAAGCUAUUCAACAGACAAAGAAACAUAGACGGACCAUAUACAGACCAUACAACAAACAGUAAUGCUAUAUAGAAGCUUCAGACAACAAAGCAGCUGGCUGAUUUAGAGAAAAAUAAUACUAGGUGGCCGCAUCAACACGAGAUGCUGACUUUGUAGUCAUUACUGUACAGUAGCACUGGUGAACGUCUUUUUUGUGGCACUAUUGUGCAGUAGCUUACCAGCCAAUCAGCAGUGUGUGGAGCUCACAGCAAAAAGACCAUGAAAAUGGGGCCAGACACUGUAAGCAGCCUGCAAUUUUUACUGUGCCUCCAUGUGCUUUAAUAGAUCCCUGACUGUCUCAAAGUAGGCAUGGAAAGACACACCCGUCCUGGCUUACAGACAGCCCCUGAAUCUCAAAUGGCAUCUCUCAAACAACUGACUAACAAACUCCCAUCCUGAGGCACCAGGCCUUGCAAUGGACCCAGUGGCUACUAUAUCCCUACAUCAAUACAGACCACAUCAU
Molecule: messenger RNA, 1355 nt
Organism: Gavialis gangeticus (Gharial)
Lineage: Eukaryota; Metazoa; Chordata; Crocodylia; Gavialidae
Product: olfactory receptor 4K17-like
Exons: 1
Coding region: 23-925 (300 amino acids)
Cellular component (GO): membrane
Source: RefSeq, a predicted model, not a curated record